AUGCCAGUACCACUUCACCCAUUCUUCUCUAGCAGUGCUCUCAUUGCAACACUCUACCCGGUUCCGGUGCCCAUCGGGGUUGAAGAAGGCGAAUGCAUCGCUGUAUUCACAAAUUGGAUCUUCCUUGGCCAUGAACCGGACUACAAGGAACUGGCAUUGAAGUGGUACAACGUUCACGGUUGCGAGGAGACCGUCGAACAACUUUUCGGCUGGAUCGGUUUGGGCGCAACAGCUGCAGGCGCCUCAAGCGGACCUAUGGCUUAUGAAUCAUACAUGCUCUUGAUGAGGCUGGCUGUACUCGGAACGGGUUUUCACGUCGAUCGUGUUGCAAUGGCCAGCAAAUCUAUGGACAAAUUGUUCGUCGGCACGAACAACACGUUGGAUGCUUCACGUUCGGAACUCUAUUCCGACCACUUCACGCUUACAAGAAUCCUUGAGCCACUGUGUGAGAAUCGGACAGCCGCGUCCGUGUUGACGGCUCUCAUCAAGGACAAGCAAGACCGUGGAAAUGCGACUCAGGCAACGGAAAGGGGGCUCAAGGGCGCGCAAGAGGUGUUCAUUAAGCCCGAAGUGACAACGGAAGCUCAACAGCGCUCCAAAUAA
Cercospora beticola is the source of this 603-nucleotide messenger RNA. RefSeq lists its product as uncharacterized. Lineage: Eukaryota; Fungi; Ascomycota; Dothideomycetes; Mycosphaerellales; Mycosphaerellaceae. The record is from RefSeq and is a predicted model, not a curated record.